AUGGCCGAUAAAAUUACCAAAAUGAAUUAUAAUCAACGUGAUGAAUUCAAAUACGAUAUUUAUCGUGAUCUAUCAGCUGUAUAUGGGAACCAAGAUCAAAUUACACAAAAUAAACAAUAUUGUCAACUAGCUGAACAUAGCAUUAAAAGGAUAAAUGAUAAAAUUCGAUUAGCUAAAUGCUUAGCAAGCAAAGGAUACAACAAAAAGUUAGAAGAUUAUGAUGAAGCACUCAACGAUUAUAACGAGUCAUUAAAGCAGUUAAAGGAACUAUUGGGCAAUGAUAAUGAAGACAUUGCCCUAGUAUAUGAUAACAUAGCAAAUGUUUACUAUCGUCAAGGCAAUCGUGAUGAAGCUAUAGCAACGUAUGGAAAAUCUUUACAAAUUCGUGGUAUUAUUGAGGAAAAUCUCACCAAUGCAACCAUUAAAGUUGCCAAUACAUUUCAACAGAUAGCUGCGAUCCGUUGUAGUGACGAUCGGCAUGAAGAAGCGAUGAUUAUGCUUUAG
Molecule: messenger RNA, 504 nt
Organism: Trichoplax adhaerens
Lineage: Eukaryota; Metazoa; Placozoa; Uniplacotomia; Trichoplacea; Trichoplacidae
Exons: 1
Coding region: 1-504 (167 amino acids)
Molecular function (GO): protein binding
Source: RefSeq, a predicted model, not a curated record